AUGAAAUUUAAAAUAUUUGAAUUCAUUAAUAGAAUUAGACCUAAGCCUUUCAAGUGGCUUUAGAAAUAUUUAGAGAUAGAAGACGAGUGGGCACUGUUUAAAACUAGCAUGCGUCCUCACCGUGGAAAAUUCAUUUUGAUGGGAGGAGUUCUAAUGUUCCCUAUUUAUAAACCCAUUUUGGUUAAUGGUUAUCAUUCAAUGUUAAAAUAACUUUCAAAAAAUUUGGAUAAAAAUGAACCUUUACCUAAAAUAGCUGAGAGCUUUGGCAAGCAGCUGAUAACAGGAGUGUUUUAAGAUACUGAAGUAUAAAGAGAAAGUGGGAUUUUUGUAUAGGAUUUAGUAAAGAGACAAUUAGUUUUAGAUGCUGUAUUAUAAUUACUUGUAUAGAGCAUAAAAAAUCCUAUAUUUUUGGAAGAAAGUAAAGUGUUCGGUAAAGAACUCGUUAUAGAUGUAUUAAAAGACGAAGAAACCCUUAAACAUACUUUAGAUUUGCUCCUAAAAGUAGUAAGGGAUUAAGAGUUUAAAUAAGAAUUGAUUGAAACACUUAAAUACACCUUUUCUCAGCCAGAGGUAACUGAAGUAAUAGUUGAGCUUUUUAAGAAUGCAAUAGCUGACGAGAGAUGUAAAAGUCAACUAACUGCUACCUUGGGCUCUACAGUAAAUGAUGUUUUAAUGGAUAAAGAAACUCUAGAAAAGCUUAAAUUAUUUACAUAUUUCUUACUUGAAAGUGAAAGCAAGAGCCAGAAUGGCUCAAUUAAGUAAAUGAUUGAUAUGGUUGUAGAUAAUGUAAUGAAAAAAAAAUAAGAAAAUUCAAAAGAAAACGAAUUCAAUAGAAUAUUCAAAGAAGCAUCAAAAGAUUUAGAUUUAAAGCAAUCAUACGAAGAGCGCUUAAAAGACCUUAAGGACAAAAAUUAGUAAAACUUAGAAGAUUUAUAUUAACAGUUUAAUGCUGAUAAGAAUAAAAAGAAAUUUUUCUUCUUAUGA
Molecule: messenger RNA, 984 nt
Organism: Tetrahymena thermophila SB210
Lineage: Eukaryota; Ciliophora; Oligohymenophorea; Hymenostomatida; Tetrahymenidae
Exons: 1
Source: RefSeq, a predicted model, not a curated record